AUGUUCCCAGUUAAAACCGCGGCUCGGAUUGCCUUUGCCAGCAUUUUCGCCUGGAUAGUUCUGGCGCUCGUUUAUGCCGGCUUACCUUCGCCGCCGCCGAGGGACAAUGGCACCGAUUAUCCCACCAAAGUGCUGCGCUCUGGGAAGACAUUAACUAGGAUAUAUAAAACCGACAUCUACUUCCCAUUCGGCGAGUCGGGGCACGAAGCCAUCGACAAAGCCCAUAUCACCAAAGAAUCCAACUUUGCCCUAUCCUUCACCCUUACUCCUACCUCCUCUAUCACAAAGAGUGAAGCUCUCAGCAUCACAAUCUCUGAUAAAUCUCCAAUCCCUCUGAAUCCGCCGGGCAAUAGCCAUCAAAACGGCGGACACAAGACAAAGGACGGACCACCCGCGACGAGCCCCGAAACCCUAUCAAAACCGUUCACAGUCCGAUCCCCGGCCGGUGACAAAGACGGAAUCAACCUGCCAUGGUUUGAAGAAGCGGACGCAGUCCUACUCGGUGCAUCAGUGAGCAGCGGACGGAUGUACAUCACCCUUCGCACCCGGUGGAAUGAGAACGGGCAGUUUGAAAUCCACACAGACGGACCAGGCUGGGUAUGUAUCCCCAUUCCUUCGUGA
Uncinocarpus reesii 1704 is the source of this 621-nucleotide messenger RNA. RefSeq lists its product as uncharacterized. Lineage: Eukaryota; Fungi; Ascomycota; Eurotiomycetes; Onygenales; Onygenaceae. The transcript has 3 exons. Bases 1 to 621 code for a protein of 206 amino acids. The record is from RefSeq and is a predicted model, not a curated record.